AUGUCUUCCGCCAUUACCAUCACCAAGAAGGAAACCGCCAAGGAGAAGGUAAAGAAAGCAAUAGACGAUGAGGAAUUUGAAGAGUUCCCAGUUCAAGAAUGGGCAGAGAAGGCUGCUGACGGAGAUGAUGAUGAAGUAAAUGUAUGGGAGGAUAACUGGGAUGAUGAAACUCAUGAAAGUGAUUUUUCCAAGCAGCUCAAGGAGGAGUUAGCGAAAAGUGGUCAAACUGCCUCGUAA
Messenger RNA from Cooperia oncophora, 237 nucleotides. The record is from the annotation of a GenBank genome assembly. NCBI's taxonomy places the organism in Eukaryota, Metazoa, Nematoda, Chromadorea, Rhabditida, Trichostrongylidae.